Messenger RNA from Pyricularia oryzae 70-15, 4663 nucleotides. RefSeq names its product potassium:hydrogen antiporter. Gene Ontology annotation, biological process: proton transmembrane transport. The record is from RefSeq and is a predicted model, not a curated record. Bases 630 to 3422 code for a protein of 930 amino acids. Gene Ontology annotation, cellular component: membrane. The transcript has 2 exons. Gene Ontology annotation, molecular function: antiporter activity. NCBI's taxonomy places the organism in Eukaryota, Fungi, Ascomycota, Sordariomycetes, Magnaporthales, Pyriculariaceae.
UCCAAACUGCAUCAAGGGUCCUGUAAACCCCAAGCGGUCUGCAUCAACGUUUGACGCCGACAAAACUAAAAUCCAACGUCUUAUCGUUGCAGCCAAUGUCGAGCAACCAAUAGGCUCGAUUUCAAAAACGCUUCUGAAUGCCAAGGCCACCCACCCACACACACACACACACACACACACACACACACACACACACACACACAUCUAUGCAUGCGGCUUCACUCCUACCACCAGGGUCGAAAUGUGGCUUUGCUGACCGUCACACAGUCCAAACCAGGACCCUUACGAUCAUGCCAAGACGCUUUGCCAUUCUUGGGCUUUGCAGCUGGCUUGCGAACCUGCUGCUGUUGUGUUGACCGACGAAGAGUACAUUCCAGCCGACAAGGGCAAGGCUGCCCGCCGUUGAAGGAUUGCCCUCCUGCGCCAGCGCAUCCUUGACCUUCCUGUCCCUCUCUUCUGCUCUAGAUUGCUAGCCUCCUUUGGCGACAACAGUGGCUGGCGCUCACGUCGGGGCAAAAGUGCGCUUGACAUACCCAAGACCGCGAAUUUGAACGGAGCAACGAAGCUAGCUGCAACUAUCCAUCUUCAAUAUUUAUGUUAAUGGUCUGCAUCACAAGAGAGUAGUCAAAAUGUCUGCUGCAACAAUAACUGCGGCGCCUGUCGCCACGGCAGCGUCUCAGGCCGGCAUCUUUGAGGGCAUGAACCCAACAGUGUUCAAUCCUUCAGACCCGAUUGUACUCUUCAUAAUCCAAGCUACGAUCGUCAUUGGGUUGACACGGCUUCUGUACUGGCCUCUGGCCAAGAUACACGAGCCAAAGGUCAUUGCGGAAGUCAUCACGGGAAUUAUACUGGGACCUUCAGUCAUGGGCCGCAUCCCAGGCUUCACAGCUACUAUAUUCCCGCCUGCAUCCAUGGCGCCGUUCCGCUUGGCAGCCAACAUCGGCCUGGUGCUGUAUCUGUUUCUGGUCGGCCUCGAGAUUGAUCUCAGCUACCUUCUGCGCAACUGGCGCAUUGCCGUUAGCGUCGCGAGCUUCGACAUGGCAAUCCCCUUUGGCUUGGGCGUCGCUCUCGCUUAUGGUCUAUACAACGAGUUCAAAGACGAGCAGGGAAUUGCGCCCAUUUCUUUUGGUGUCUAUGCACUGUUUAUCGGCAUCGCCAUUGCUAUCACGGCAUUUCCGGUACUCUGUCGAAUCCUGACCUCGCUCAAGCUCCUCAACAGCAACGUCGGCGUCAUUGUUCUCACGUCAGGCAUCAUUAAUGAUGUCGUCGGAUGGAUCUUGCUCGCGUUGUGCGUCACUCUCGUCAAUUCUGGCGCCGGCAUCACAGCCCUAUAUAUUCUCCUGGUCGCCGUCGGGUUCAGCUUGUUCUUGGCCUAUGCAGUCCGACCGGCAUUCAUGUGGGUGCUGCACAAGACGCACAGUUUGGAAAAUGGCCCAACUCAAGGUGUGGUGGCUCUGACCAUAUUUAUGGUUCUUGCCUCUGCCUUCUUUACCAGCAUCAUCGGCGUGCACUCCAUCUUUGGUGCCUUUAUGGUCGGUCUCAUGUGCCCCCAUCAGGGUGGUUUCGCCGUCAAGCUGACAGAAAAGAUUGAAGACCUGGUUGCUGUCAUCUUUGUCCCUCUUUUCUUUGCGCUCUCUGGUAUCAACACGAACCUUGGCCUUUUGGAUAGUGGCAGGAUUUGGGCUUAUGUCUUUGCCGUCAUCUUUGUCGCCUUCUUCAGCAAACUCAUCGGCGGUACCAUAGGUGCCAGGCUGAACGGUCUCGUGUGGCGCGAGUCCUUUACCAUCGGUACGCUGAUGUCGUGCAAGGGUCUCGUCGAACUUAUUGUCCUCAACAUCGGCCGGGAGGCUCGCAUUCUCUCGACCAGAACCUUUACAAUCUUCGUCGUCAUGGCUCUUGUUACGACAUUUUUGACUUCGCCCCUCGUCAUGUGGCUAUACCCUCCUUCAUAUCAGCAAAAGCUUGAACUAUGGAAACAAGGCAAAAUUGAUUGGGAUGGAAACCCGAUACAUCCAUCCGAAGAAGAGGAGACCGGUGCCGCAGGUGCCCUCGACAAGAAGGAUAUUGCCACCCGUCUUCUGGUUUAUAUCCGAGCAGAUGGUCUCUCGAGCGUUUUGUCCACUGUUUCCCUUUUCACCAGCGCAGGUGUGCAAACCGAGUCGGACUCUCCGGCACCAUUUGUGGACCCUAAUGCCGCAGUCCACCUCAACGGCGAGAGCAUGAAAGAAGGCAUUACUCCGGCCACCGCAACUCUGAUGCGGCCUCGACCCGAGAGGCUGCCGUUGCUCCGCGUCCAUGGUUACCGGCUCGUGGAGUUGAGCGAGCGCAACUCGUCAGUCAUGCAGGUCGCUGAUAUUGAGCAGUACGCAGCACAUGACCCCAUCAUCAAGGCGUUUGGCACAUCGGCCAACACAGCCAGUAGGGACGUUGUCAUAUCUGGCAAGAUUGCCGUGGUCCCCCAGAACUCCUUCGCCGACACUCUGGCGGAUGAGGCAGGCAACUCACGGAGUGACUUGAUCCUCGUGCCGUGGAGUGAGACCGGGAGCAUUUCGGAGGUGCCGUCACUAUAUGGCGGUGUCCCCAGCACCGAUCCCCUUUGUAAUGACAGCUUUGCGCAGCUCGCGACUGGCAUCUUUGACGCGGCCAAGAAUGUCGCUGCUGUCGGUGUCUACCUCGACCGUACUCUGAUCGCCAAGUCUGACGCCGGUGUAACCGAGACAGUGGCGGAGGGCAAACGAUACCAGCUCACGAGGCAUACCACCGGCAUUAGCCUUGUCGACACCCAGCCGGACCGCUUGGCAGCCAAGUUCUUCUCGGCAGAGCACAGGAAAAAGGUCAUUCGGGUCUUCUUCGCCGGUACUGAGGAUGAUUUGUUUGCCGUGCGACUUGCCCUUCAGCUCUCACGGUCGGGUUCGACGGAAUUACAAGUCACAGUCUGCUACCAUCACCGCGAUAACGGCUUCAUUGCCGACUUUGAGAGGCUCAGGGCCAAGAUUGAGCAGGGUCCCGAGAGUGGAAGCGUCAUCUUUACGACAGUCGAGCCACAACCUGCUCAGCCAUCGGUAUCAGAGGGAGAACCGUCCACUGGCACUACACGGGGCUCGGAUGUACUUGCUGCUCUGGCCGGGGACGAGGCACAUCGGAAUAUCACCACAAUUCUUAUUGUCGGCCGCACCUCUACAUUGACAUCGUCGGAGCCCAGUGAAUACUUCGAAGUGCGGAGUGCACUAGGCAACGUCGCUACACGUGCGGCAGCCGAAAUCAGAAGGUGCGGCGCCAAGAACAUCAGUAUUCUGGUUGUUCAGGCUAGAAAGGUUGCCGUUGCGCUACCUAGCACCACUUCGGGGCCGUCGGGACAGACUUUCGAGAGGAAAGCAAGUCAUGAGAGCCAGGCUAGCGACAUUGGCGAACAUGCGGCGUAACUCCAAGGCUAUACAUCUGAAACUGUUCAUUGCAGGCGAUUCCAACUCCUCGAGCCGCUCACUGAGCUGUUGAUCAACGUUUGCAAAGCUCAAACUUCCAGCUGUUAAGAUGGCAUAUCAUAGUAUCCCUUCCCCCUUUCUACUUGAUAUUUGCGCAGCUUGGAGGCACUAUCUCCGUCUGUUCACGCUUACACAUCAUUUUACUCUUUUGGCACAUGAAACUUGAUGAUACAUCCUCAACACAGUCUGUAUAACACCUACUCUUGUAGCAGAGUGGGUGAUAUCAGCACACCUGGCACAGAGUCUCGUAGCACAGGCUGCUGAGAGUGACCUUUCCAGAAUGAUGUCUUUCCAAUCACCCGCUGGGGCAUGUGCAAUCUACUCAAGAACUACGUCUCAUAAGAGGCACAAGAAUGAUGCAGACUACUGAGACCAUCGACAUACGUCAAUCUCGUGUCCCUGAAGCUGUUUUGCAAUGCAAGUAAGAAUCACAAUGCAUCUGGUAGCAGCUCCAUGUCACAUAGUUGCCAAUCACGAUGCAGAUCGUCUCCUUUUGCCAUCUCAAAUCGAUUUCGAGGCUGCCGCACCAGAGAUUCAACAUGAUGUUGUGUCGCCAUUGGCUUGCAUGUUCGUCAUUUCCCCCUUACAUCUUCCUUUCCUUUUUUUUGCCAUCCGGGAUUUGACGCAUUUCGUAACCCGACACUGGCUGUUGUUGUCCCCCUCCUCCUCCUCACUUUAGCUCCUCCACCUCCGCAUCUGCAAAGGUAAGGGAGCUGUGGGAAUAAUACAUCAAAGAGGGGGUGGGCUGCAUAGCGUACAGUAUCAGAGCUUGGAAGCAUAGCUUAGCUUUAUGGUGGGGGAGUGUGCAGCAAAAACAGAAGACAACCCACCACAACAGCCCAUGAAAACCUCCAAGGCGAGCCUCCGAAAAGAUAAGCCGUUGAUGCGAGGUUGCUUGACGUUACACGGCAGGUUCGGAGUUAAGAAAUACCCUUGAAUUCGUUAUGGGAUUUGACAGUGAAGUGCCAGAGAGGAGAGGGGGUGAGAGCAACCCUGUGUGCUGGACGGUGUCACCCAACCCUGCAUUGGCAAACCGAGGCGGCAAACAAUGAUAACGCUCUGGCGACGAUAGUAAUGGAGGGUACGGUAAAUUGGGCGAUUCGAUUGCCUCUCUCUUUCUCCCCCCUCUGGUCCCGUAUCUGUCUUUCGCUUAUCAGACCGAGAUGCACGGCGCGAGGUUC